Molecule: messenger RNA, 2956 nt
Organism: Astrephomene gubernaculifera
Lineage: Eukaryota; Viridiplantae; Chlorophyta; Chlorophyceae; Chlamydomonadales; Astrephomenaceae
Source: the annotation of a GenBank genome assembly
GUUUAAUUAUUAAAGAUCAGGCUGAUAGCUGGUGUGGCGGCCGUCGCCGCUCACCUCGACUGCCCGUGGGCAUCAGAAGAUUCCUUUAUAAGCGUUAGACGCCAUAGUGGAAAUCAUUGGUAAACAUGGUCUGGUUUCACUGCGAGGACUGUGGGGAUACAAUAAAGAAGCCCAAGCUCGUAAACCACUAUCGGGCAUGCUCUGCGAGUCGCUUCUCAUGCGUGGAUUGCCUCCAGACGUUCACGAGAGCAACUGUCAAUAGCCAUACGGUCUGCGUCUCAGAGCAUGAAAAGUAUGCCUUGGCUGCGACCAAGCCCGGCGGUUUUGCCGCUGCGGGCGUACCUGUCAAGCAAGGCGGGUCCGGGUCCGCAGCAGCUGCGGCCGAGCCUUCGGGCCUUGAAUUCCUCUCCACCAGGCCUCCUUGGAAGUGCAGCGUCUGCAACGUGUCUUGCACCAGUCGCGAGACCCUGAUCAGCCACGCGGCGGGCGCCAAGCACAAGCGCCGGGCUCGAGCUGCCCUCGCGGCCGCCAACGGAGGCGCUGCAACGACCAACGGCAACGGCAACGGUGCUAACAACAACGGCACUGCAGCAGCAGCAGGCGGUGCUGCUAACGGCGGCAACAACAACAACAACAACACCAACCACGCCUCCAAGCGCAAGGCGCCUAGCAGCAGCAGCAGCAGCUCCUCUUCUGACGACAGCAGCAGCAGCAGUGACAGCGAGAGCGAGGAUUCCAAAAAGAAGCAACAGCAGCAGCAACCCGCCAAGCGUCAGGCAGUCGGCACUGGCGCCAAGCCCACUGCCGCUGCUGCCAAGAAGCCCGCCGACAGUUCAUCUAGUGACUCUUCCUCCUCCUCCUCGGAUGAUUCCAGCAGCAGCAGCGACAGUGACAGUGAUAGUGGGGACGCCAAGAAGCAGCAGCAGAGGAAGCCGGCGGCAACCUCUGCAGCCAAGCCCGAGACGGCUAAGGCCGGGGCAACCGCCGCUGCCGCCGCCGCCCCAGCCACGAAGGGGGCUGCUGCUGCUGAUGCCAAGAAGAAGCCGUCGUCGUCUACUUCCUCGUCCUCCUCCGACUCCUCCUCUUCCUCGGAGUCUUCCUCCUCAUCUGACGACGAAAGCAGCGACAGCGGGAAAGCAGCAGCACCUGCUGCUGCGGUAAAAAAGCCCGCCGCCGCUGCUCCUGCUCCUGCCCCUGCUCCUGCUGCUGCUCCCAAAAAGGCGGCGGCUGCGGACUCUUCAUCUUCUGACGAUUCGUCUUCGUCGUCGGACGACGAGGACAGCAGCGACGCAGCAGCCACCCCACCCAAGCCUGUUGCUGCCGCCGCUGCCGCUCCCAAGACCGCAGAGCCCAACGCAGCUAAGAAGCCCGCACCUGCAGCCUCCUCCUCCUCUUCCGAGAGCUCAUCCUCCUCAUCAUCAUCUGACGACAGCAGCGACAGCGAUAGCGACGACAGCGGCGAAGCGGAUACCAGGAAGGGUAACAGCGGGCGAACGCAGUCGGGCCCCCUGGUUUCAGAGCCCAUGAAGACACCGGUGUCUGGGGGAGGUGGAAACGCAGCAGCAAGCGCUUCCGCGAAAGACAAGGCAUCAGCCGCCGUCUCGGCAGCAGCAGCUGUAGGUGCAGCGAGCAGCAAGCCGGGGUCGUUUGGCAGCGACAAGGGCAGCGGCAGCGGCCUAGACACGGACUGCUCUUCUUCAGACUCGUCUGAUUCGGAUUCGGAUGACGAGCGGGAGAAGAAGAAGUCGGCCGCAACCACCGCCGCCGCGGCCCUUGCUGCUGCUGCCCCGGCUGCGAAGGCUGCUGCUGCUGCUGUCCCUUCUGGUAAGGCGGCGAAGGCGAAGGCUUCUGAGAGCUCUUCCUCUUCAGGUGACGACAGUGACAGUGACAGCAGCGAUGAGAGCGACAGUUCGAGCGAUGAGGAGGAGGAGAAGAAGAAGGAGAAGGCGGGCACCGCUGCGACGGGGACAGCAGCUGCUGCGCCCGCGGCUGCGGCGAAGGCCACGGCGGCUGGUUCGAAACGCAAGGCGGAUUCGGAUUCGAACGAGUCAUCGGAUUCGGGUUCCGAUUCGGGGAGCAGUGAAAGCAGCAGCGAGGAGGACGAGGACAGCGACAGCGAGGAGGAGCAACCAGCUGCCAAGAAGUCCAAAUCCGACACUCUGGGGGCGGCUCUGGCCGACGGCAAGAAGUUUGGCAACCUGGCAGCCGGCGUGAAGGAGGCUCUCGACAAGAAGGGAGUGGUGGGUCGAAAAGUGUUUCUCAGACUGGUUCGAUCGCACCUUCUGGAGGUGACUGCGGCUGCCGGGGAGGUGGCUGACGAGGAUUUGGAGCGGGUACGGAAGCAGCUUGCGUUGACGGGAGUGUGUGAGGUGAAGGCUGCGACUGCGACACGCCUGGUGAAGCCCAAUGCAGCUGGCAAGGCCAGCAAGAAGUGAGGGGGAGGAGGAGGAGGAGGACAAGGAGGGUGGCAUUGGGUGACGACGCUACCGAGUUGACAGGGUUACGGUUUUGGUUGCAGCGGUACGGGAAGGUCAAAGCAUGAUGGUGGUUUUACUGAGAGUGGAGGGGAGCAGGAUGGCUGUGUGUAUAGUUUGAGAUCGAGAGACGGGUAGCGUGUGUGUGCUGAAAUGGUGCUUUCAGAACUCGAGGUUGGUAACAGUAACACUGUGUUAAAAAAGAUGGUUGGGCGCCGGUUCAAGGAUGGGAGGGUACAUUGUGUUGGACGGAUUAAUAGGCCGUUGGGAGCUUUGCAUGCUUUCUACAUGAAGUGUGUCAUGAUAGUAAGCGAUGUGAGAUAUGACUAUAUCGAUACUUUGGGUGAUCCUGACCAGUCGUAAUCUAUGUGUCACGCCUAGGUGGCUGAGCGGCCGUGGCGAAUAUACUGGUGUGAUGAACACGGCCAGACAUUGCGACUUCCCCUGCCUGUCUGCCCUUCCUCUAUUGUAAAAUAACCGCG